AUGGCGGCCGCCACGCGACCCGCGCUGCCCGUGCCCGACCACGUGGUCUCCCUCACCUCCAGCCGCGCGUGGGGUCCUCAGGCUGGACAGCGAGGAGCGAGGUUGCCGUCGCGCCGCUGCAGCGAGGAGAGAUCGCUGCGCAGAGCAAGAUUGAAGGCGGGUCGCCGGCUCGCGGCAGCACAGCGGAGGAACCCCUACAAGUCAAUCAAUGCUGUGGGAGCUCAUGGAAGGCCUCGAGGAGGACGGAGCAACGGCGCCGGCGGACCAGGACAGGAAGACCCAGCCCGAGGCCACGAGAUUGCUCAAGGCCUCACGGGCAUCGGCGUGAAGACCCCGCUCAGGUUCAUGAACCAGAUUGGCUCUCCGAGGAAGGCGAACACCUAUGGAGGCAAGGAAAACAACAGGGAAGCGCAGGAAAUGGGUCGAACCGGGUCGCGGGAGAUCCGACGUCACCCCAAAAAGAGGCCGAGAUCGCACAAGUCGUUGGAGAGUUCGUGCAGAGCAGCGAAGAAUCUGAGAAUUUCGACCGUUGGGAUUCCAUUUGGAGGAAGAGGAACAGCUUCAGGAGUGAUCUGGGGGUCACGUCCCGGCGGGUCUUGGCCCUCUGUUCGAUCCGGCGCUGCUGGAUUCAUACGAGAAAGAGCUGUCUCAGGCGAAGGCAUAUCAAAGAAGAUGAUUUCGCCGUCAGCCAAGAUCAGGAAAAAGAGAAAUUUCAAGGACCCCGAGUCCGUCCUCCGAACGUUCCAGCAAAAUGCCGCCCGGUGGAGACAAUGGGUGGUCAUAUACACCACCACGCUGAGAGGCAUCAGGAAGACGUUCGAGGACUGCAACGCCGUGAGGUCGGCGAUGGAGUCGCACUGCGUGCCCAGAUGCUGGAGGGACGUGUCCAUGGACUCGGGGUAUAAGGAGGAGGCUGAGAAGCUGGAGAGGCUGAUCGGAGGAGCUGAUGAGGUGGUGAAGCUGGAGGAGAGGGAGCUUGGGGGUUCUGCUCGAUGGCAUUCCCAGGACUUCAAUGGAGUUGCUGUGAAGAUUCUUUCUAUAUUACCAUCUGAUGUAACAAUCUUUGAUUGCAAAGAGAUUAUGCUUGCUGUUAUGAGGGGCUUCAAGUUGAUCUCCUGCUGCAUUUUCUAUGGUUGGAAGUUCUGGAACGUUGUCUGUGCAUUCCUAACAAAGGAAGUUUGA
Molecule: messenger RNA, 1182 nt
Organism: Eucalyptus grandis
Lineage: Eukaryota; Viridiplantae; Streptophyta; Magnoliopsida; Myrtales; Myrtaceae
Exons: 4
Coding region: 1-1182 (393 amino acids)
Source: RefSeq, a predicted model, not a curated record